CAGGUCCAGUCAGUCGGAAAGGACCGAAGGGCACAAAUGCAAUCGCCAGUAUCUCGAAAAGUGCCUCAGUUUCAUUUAUUACCACAAUAUUUAGUCCGUGUUUGACCUGAAAUAGAAAAGGACGAGCUUCUCGGUGCGGUGACAGCCAGUGUCCAUGGUAACGUCACAGUUUAACAGCCAGGAUCAUCCCGAGGAAGUGGGGAAACGAGACAAGCUGAAAACUCAGCGAAGGAGAAACAGAUUUGUUGAAGACAUAUCUUCGCACCGACCUUCCCUUUGGCUGUUUUUGUGCCUCUAAUAGUUUUUAAUUAUCGUCUUUUGUUCCUGAAUUGCACAGCUAUGGAUGUGGCAGACACCUAAGCAGGAAGGAUGACAUCGGAGGCUGCUGUCUCCACAUCUGCCAUCAGCAGCACCCCUGCCAAGAGGGACUACCACUUUCUUCGCUCCUUUGUAGCUGGAGGUGUUGCAGGAUGCUGUGCCAAGACAACCAUCGCUCCUCUGGACAGAGUCAAAAUUCUCCUUCAAGCCCAGAAUGCUCAUUACAAACAUCUAGGAGUGUUUUCCACUCUCAGAGCUGUGCCACAGAAAGAAGGCUACCGCGGCCUGUACAAGGGUAACGGGGCAAUGAUGGUCAGGAUUUUUCCUUAUGGAGCCAUCCAGUUCAUGGCCUUCGACAAAUAUAAAAAGCUGCUUAGUAAAAAGAUUGGAAUCUCCGGACACAUCCACCGCCUCAUGGCAGGGUCUAUGGCAGGGAUGACUGCGGUGAUAUGCACCUACCCUCUGGAUGUGAUCCGAGCCCGACUGGCCUUCCAGGUGACAGGAGAGCAUCGCUACACUGGAAUUGCCAAUGCCUUCCACACCAUCUACCUUAAGGAGGGGGGUGUCAUGGGCUUCUAUAGGGGACUUACUCCAACACUUAUUGGAAUGGCUCCGUAUGCAGGUUUCUCAUUCUUCACUUUUGGCACCCUGAAGAGCCUCGGCUUGAAACAUUUCCCCGAGCUGCUGGGACGCCCCUCCUCAGACAACCCCGAUGUCCUCAUUCUGAAAACUCACGUUAACCUGCUCUGCGGGGGGGUUGCCGGUGCCAUCGCUCAGACAAUAUCGUACCCUUUGGAUGUGGCAAGGAGAAGAAUGCAGUUAGGAGCCAUUCUUCCUGACUCUGAGAAAUGCGUAUCCUUGAGGAAGACCCUGAUGUAUGUGUAUACGGAGUAUGGGAUCAAGAAGGGAUUGUACCGAGGGCUUUCUCUCAACUACAUCCGCUGCGUCCCCUCCCAGGCUGUGGCCUUUACCACCUAUGAGUUCAUGAAGCAGAUGCUCCACCUGAACUAGUCGCUGUUUUUAUACAUCCCGAGUCUCGCCAGGGCCCUUUGUGCUCCAAGUCGCAGAUCAACCUCGAUGCUUCCAUUGUAGAGUGAUGUCAUUUGGUACGUCUUAAACUCUUCAAUAUGGGAAUCACCCUUCUGUCGAGUUCACUGAAGGCACCAGGGAAGUCAUUAGACGAGAAAGGAAACAGGAUAUCAGAGAGUAAGACACUCCAAGUCUGUCCUAUUUCAUUCCUCCUUACUUCCUGCUUUUGUGAGUCGCCACCUCUUAAGAGAAGUCUUACUCAAACACAACAUGUGGCUUGAAUUUGAGCAACUCCCUCAUCAAUGUGGAUACAGCAGGUCAGCGAUUGGAUGGUUGGAUGGCUCAGGGCGACGAUAUGCUCUUUAACAUAUCGCCCUGAUUGUGUAGAGGCCCCUUUGUUCGCACAGAUGUUCUCUCACUUGGCUUUUUCUGUCUGUCUUAUGAUCUGUUGGGAUUUUAAGAUGUAUAUCAACUUAAAAAGAUCAAAUUAGCAGCUUUUUUCUAAUCAGGAAGGGAACUCAGCGAGAUGCAUUAAUUUGAAUAGAGUAUCACUAAAUUCUUCAGCUACAUAUUUCUAAAAAUCGUCUAUCAUAUGUUCUUUUUACCACCAAGGUGAUCAAAAGUUAUUGUUGAAAUGUGGCUGGAGUUUUUAAAUAAUGUGAUGAUUUUCAAUGUUUUGUUUAUUCAGUUUGUCUUUAAAUUUACAGUGCCGAUUUGGGAUGCAGUAACUCGAGGAGAAGUUGCUGUUUGUGCGUUUUUGCCUUUGUCCUCUUCACAAAUCUAUUAUUAAUGUAUCACAAUUAACCGGCAGGUUUUUUUUUUUUUAUUUUUAGAAAGAUGCAGUGACGGAGGUGGCACAUGAUUUCAGUUUAAGAAAAUGUUAUUGCCAAAGCUUGAAACAGAGCAGUUACUGUUAUGUGAUUUAAAUUGCUUUGUUUUUUACGUUGGUUAACGUGCACUCUUAUUUUUUAGUCUGUAGCUUUGAUGAUAUUGAAUAUUGUACAUCUUUUCUCAGCUGUGAUCAGAGAGAUGUUUUGAGUUUAAGAUGUCAGCUUUUCUUUUUUUUUCUUUUUCUUUUUUUUUUUUUACAUAAUAUGGAUGUAGAUCUGACAUGUCUUGCAGGACAUGAGGGGACUCAGGAGAAACUUGCACUUCAUCACUAUAGCUUUUUCUUCUUUUAUUUAUUGAUUUAGCGACUUGUUGCCACUGGGUGGCAGCAUUGAAUAUCAAUUGUAUUGUUUACCAUCAGAGCUGGACACAAAUAUUCAUACACAUUUCAAACAUCCGCACAAGUCAGAGGAGAUAAUUUUCUGUUUAGCUGAACAAAUUGUCAGAUAGUGAUAUAAUAUAUAUGCAGUGUUUUUAACUUAAAUUUUCGACUAUUAACUUGAGCUACUGAAUGGGUGUGUGCAUUUAGGCUGAACAUUAAAGUGGAAACAGACAACUUUUUUCUUCCCCUAGUGUUUGCAGGUGUUGCUAUUGUUGCCGCCACUUUGCAAAGACAACCAGAUUGCUAUUUGUUUUCCUCAGAGACGAGCAACUACCACAGUUCCCACAGUUACCUUGGUUGUUGCACAGUCCGGCAUUUCCACAGCUGGGGAUAGUGACUGCAAAGACCCACAAACUCACAGUUAUACUUUGGUAACUAAACCAUAGCUACCAAGGAAACCAUAAGCAGUAUUCUCUUUCCAUAUAGCCUUUGUUUUCCAGGAGAUCAUACCUGGUUGGCUCAUAGGGAACGAAUCUAAACGCUGAUGGUGCCAUUAUUCUAAAGCCAUUACAUUGUGCAAUCACUUACUUCAAAAUGAUAAGCUAAAGCAAAAAGUGUGUCUAUUUCCACUUUAAUGACUGAAUGAGUGUCAUUUAAUCACGUUUGAUCUUAAUGUUUACACAAGUCUCAUCAGUUUGUUUUACAAGCGUUCUCCUUUUUUCAUCCUCUUGCCUUUCUUUAUUCAAUUUCUUACUUCACCAGAGAGAUUAAUGUGUUUUAUUGAAGUGUCGUCACAUGCUUUCAGUUGAUGCUUCAGCCUCUGAAACACUGCUUAUGAAUUGGGGGGAGGGGAGACUGGUGAAGAGCAGAUGGUUUCCAACCUUAUUGGCUUGUGACCCCUAAAAAUGAAGCAAAGUUCACGCACGGCCACUCAUCACAGCUUUUAUAUAUCCACCAACCAGUGAUUCUUUUCCCUUUUAACUUCUCAGAUUGUCUCAUUAAAAAUUGCUGAAGGCCUGAAAAGAUAAGGUUACCCAAUAUUUAUCGAAAGAGCAAAAAUCAGAGAAAAGCCCAAACACACAAACACAAAUUCAUUUAAAGACGAUUCAAUAAUUCUGUCUACUUGCCCCACCCAAAUCUGCAAUUUCUUGGAACACCCUGCCCUAGAUUAGGAGACAACGCCACCUUCACUCCAUCCUCAGAUGUACCGUUUAGAUCCAGCAGCCAGCUGUCAGCAGUGUGGACAGUCUGGAGUUAAAACAGGAGUUGUAUAUGUAGCUAUGGUCCUGUGAAUACUAAUAUCUAAACAUUAAAACAUCUGAAACAGGCCAGUUUGGACUUAAGGAGAGAGGGACACUGGAGAGGUGAUCUUUCAGAGCUGUGGGGUGGUGUGUCAGUGGUUGUAGGGUGCUGCAGAGGCAGGGGUGAUGGUAUGGGUCAGGAUUCAAAUGCACUUUUUGAAUUUGAGAAGAGAAGCAUGUUCAAGCUAAAAUGGGGUGUUGAAGGACAACUUCCCCCACAAAAUGGCCAUUUGUAUAUCAGUUACAUACCAUGUGUUACCUGUAAUUUGUAAUGAAAACUUUGUUUUCCUCACAAGCCUCCAUGGUGAACGGAGACUCCAAAAAAGGCGAACAUUGUUCAUGAAUUGACAGGAAAAUUAUAUGAAAACAUACAUUUACAAACUCACACAAAUCGUGCACUAUAAUCUAAGUCUCAUUCAUCCAGUCGUAUGCUCUGAACUUAACAAACAUGUAUUUUCACUAAAACAUUACAGAAUAAUUAAUGAAUUAUGUUCGUCCUUUUUGGAUUUUCUGUUCGCCAUGGAGGCAUGGGAGAAAAACAAAGCUGUCUUUACAAAGUCAAGGUAACACACAGUAAGUAAGUGAUACACAAAUAAAACAUACAGACAAAAUAUUCCUUUAAAUUGCUUUUUGAUCAUAUUGUGACCACUCAGAUUCAUCAUGUGACCCACUGGAGGGGUCCAGGCCCUGAGGUUGGGAACUAUAAUGACACAGACUACUGAACACUUUGAAAGUCAGUCACUGUUAGAGGAAGUAAGGUGGCAAAAAGGCUUCAGUCACCUCGUUGCAGCUCCUCAAUUAAACACAGCACAAAGAAACAUUGGAUGAAGAUUUGUAAAUUUUUUUAUGCUGCUUGCAUGAUUGAAAUUGCUACCGAGAUAAUUCACACAACACUGAAACCAAAAUGUUCAUUUUAGUGUGCCUGUUCAACUUGUUGGAAAUGAGCAAAAUCUCAAAGCGUAAAAUUCUCCCAGAUCACCUUGAGAAGUGCGAGUAAAGAAGCGACUUCUAUGUAACUCUCAUUUGCUGAGUGUAUGUAACAACAAAUGAGCUCUAGCAUCCCGCUGCGCCCACCUGCCUGGGCUUAAGAGCAUAAUCACACACUCUCGCUGGUUCUAAGUGGCAGCUACCAUUUUGAAAACAAAAUAUAAUAUUCAGCAACAUUUCCGCUUAUUCAUAGUGCCACUCAUUCAUCUACAGCGCUUUCAUUUUCUGCUCUUUUGAUUUGGAACACAUGAUCUUUCACUGCUCCUGUCAAUCUCUGAGGACAGAUCAGCUCUGUUCCUGCUGCUCACUGCAACAGAUGUAACAAAGGACGGUAUUUAAAUAUGUAAAUGUACGUAAUAGUACACUGUGCUACUUAAUGAAACUGUUAGAUGUGACUGAAAGAUGUAGUAGUUUUCAGAAUGACUGAACAAUGAAAAUUGCCUUUUUCUUAAAUUGUCUGACGUUUUUUUUUCUGUUUGUACAUGUUCAGUUUUGCCUGCCUUGCUGAACCACAUUACAUGUCACCUUCUUAAAACAGCA
This is a messenger RNA of Epinephelus lanceolatus (giant grouper), 5385 nucleotides long. RefSeq names its product solute carrier family 25 member 16 (gene slc25a16). NCBI's taxonomy places the organism in Eukaryota, Metazoa, Chordata, Actinopteri, Perciformes, Serranidae. Gene Ontology annotation, biological process: transmembrane transport. The record is from RefSeq and is a predicted model, not a curated record. Gene Ontology annotation, cellular component: mitochondrial inner membrane.